Conger conger (European conger) is the source of this 1895-nucleotide messenger RNA. It is a transcript of the gene pnp4a, whose product is annotated as purine nucleoside phosphorylase 4a. Gene Ontology annotation, biological process: nucleoside metabolic process. Gene Ontology annotation, cellular component: cytoplasm. The record is from RefSeq and is a predicted model, not a curated record. The coding region runs from base 309 to 1184 and encodes 291 amino acids. Gene Ontology annotation, molecular function: purine-nucleoside phosphorylase activity. NCBI's taxonomy places the organism in Eukaryota, Metazoa, Chordata, Actinopteri, Anguilliformes, Congridae. The transcript is spliced from 8 exons.
GGGAGAUAAGGCGCCGGCGUAUGACUCAUCCCACAGAAAAACGAAAACAACAUAUUCCCGGCCUACCUGGACCAGCAAGGCGUGACAGAUGGGUUAUCUAACCAGGAGCUGCCAGGUUUGACUCCCGGGGGCUGUGGCGCCAUAGUACUCUUGAGCUUGAUUGAGACACUGAGCUGGAGCUGCUUCUGUAAACAUGAGCUAAGGAUCGCCUCACCAACCGAGUGGAAUUCACAGAACCUCAGAGCAACCUAGCAUUGCCAUCCGGCUGCACUUCUCUGCUUCAGGAAUCAAAGAGCACAGACUUCAGAAUGCACAGCAAAGAUCAGAUCUGCCAUGACGACUACCAGAAGACAGCUGACUGGCUCCUGUCGCAGACCCAGCACCGGCCCAAGGUGGCCAUCAUCUGCGGCUCAGGCCUGGGCAUGCUGGCUGACGCGCUGAAGCUGCAGGACUCCUUCCAGUACUCCGACAUCCCAGGGUUCCCACAGAGCACCGUGCAGGGACACGCAGGGAGGCUGGUGUUCGGAGAUCUCAAAGGGAAGACGUGUGUCUGCAUGCAGGGCCGGUUCCACAUGUACGAGGGGCACUCGCUGUGCAAGGUCACCUUCCCGGUGCGGGUGUUCAAGCUGCUGGGUGUGGAGACGCUGAUCGUCACCAACGCCGCCGGCGGCCUGGCGGAUGGCUACUGCAACGGUGACAUCAUGAUCAUCCGCGACCACAUCAACCUGCCGGGCAUGGCCGGACUCAACCCACUCAACGGGAUCAACGACGACAAGUUUGGCCCUCGUUUCCCCCCCAUGUCCGGCGUCUACGACAAAGAUCUGCGCCGCCUCGCCAAAGACAUCUGCAAGAGCCUGGGCUUCUCGCAGUUCGUGCAGGAGGGCGUGUACUGCAUGGUGGGCGGGCCUAACUUCGAGAGCAUCGCUGAGGCCCGCUUCCUACACAAACUCGGGGCUGACGCUGUGGGCAUGAGCACAGCACCAGAGGUCCUGGUGGCCAGCCACUGCGGCAUGAAGGUGUUCGGCCUCUCCCUCAUCACCAACAAGGUGGUGAAGGACUAUGAGGACAUGGAGAGGGUGAACCACGAGGGCGUCCUGGGCGUCAGCAAGAUGCGCUCGGAAACCCUGCAGACCCUGGUGACCGAGCUGGUGAGCCGGCUGGACAUCAACAACAACACCGCGUGAGGUGGACCGGUCGACCUCGACGACUGACUCCUCCGAAAACUGGACAACCGACCCCUCCCUAACAGAAACUCUACAGGGUCUUAAAGGCAUUGCAAGUCAAGCAGCUCCUAUUUGAAGUUGCCCAAAGCUGUAGGUCAUGAUUUUUUUUAUAUCACGUUGAAAUCAUUCCUUUUCCAUUAUUAGCAAUCUAUGUCAGUUUCUGUAGUCUUCUGUAAUUUUGCAGAACACACAUUUGUUCCCGUGUGUGAAGUUUUUGUCACAGUGUAAAAUACAAUGGAGAGUUUGAACUCAUUUCCAAAAUGGGUGAAAUGUUGAAACAUAUGCUUUGUUGAGCAACUGCUUGUAUUGGUAUCCAAUUUUAACACCUCUUAUUAGUACACAUGCAUGUGUUUAGGACCAAGAAUAAGGAUUUCUCAUUGUGCCAUGUAUGCAUGUGUAAUAUCAGUCAAGCUAACCCGGUUUAUGUUCCGUUUCCUGUAAAAUAUGAGAAGACAUGUUUGGUUUGUUUGUAAAAGUGGUCACGUGGUUCAGAAAUUAUGAGAAACUACGUGACGAUUCCCGACAUAUAAAUAAUAGAACAUGUAUAAUAUUUAUGACUUAUAAGACACUUUAAUGCUGUAUUUAUGAUACAAUGUGCUUAUUCAUUGAAAUUAUUGUACAUUGUACAUUAUUAGAGCUAAUCUCUUUGAAAGUUUAAUCAUUCUUGUAAAG